AUGGUUCGUCCAACGAAGAAGGCUGCUGCUGCUGCUGCUCUGAAGACCGGUGCGGUUGAGCGCUCGCCGCUGGACAAAGGGCAUCAGACGGAGCCUGCAACGCCGGAGCCAAUGUUGAAGGACACGGUCGGGCCGUUCGCUGCUGACGACUUUCGGAUGUCGCUGGAAAAGAAGCUGGCCUCGCUGAGUUUUAAGACCCUGGAGGACAAUGCAUCCGGGGGGACAAGCGCUACGGAACAAGAGAAGGGAGACAUUGGUGGUAAAGACGCGCCGGCUUCGGAAGCCCGUGUGGAUCCUGUGGAAGAAGAAGAUGAGGAUGAGAUACCGGACGAUGGUUAUUUGAGUGAUGACCCAGAGGAGCGGCUGGACCCGGUCCGUGCGGGGGAGAUCGCGGCUCUGGCAGGCUACACACUUACCCUGCUGAUCCCGUUGGAAUUUGACAAGGAGGUCCCGCGCACUAUGGACACAAUGGCGGAGUUGUUGGUCGUCUGGAAGAAGGCGUUGUCCCCGCAUGCGCAGAAGACAACGAAGAUGCAGACCUUGCUGCCAGCUUACCAGUCGAAGAAACGCUUCGGGAGGAUGCAAGUUACCUUUCGCGAGGCUGCAGAUGCGAACUACGUCUGGUGCAGGCGAGUGGAGCACAUCUGCGCGGACGGGAAAACUAAGCUGGUGCUGAGCUGGCAGCACCCGGAGAACCCGCUGUAUAUCAAGGAGCGCGCGAAGAACCCGGAAGCGGUUGAAGUCCUGUUGAAGGAGGUUCCUGCGGAGAUCUCGCCGGAUAUGAUUUACAAGCUCCUGGUUACCACGCCGCUGGAGAAGCGAGGUCGCCCACCGUACCAGUUUGGCGCUGCUUUUCACCGAGUGGUGGAUCCUGUGACGGGAGCUGACACGCAUAAGAUAAAGGGGUUGGUGAAAGUCCACCCGGGGGAUAAGUAUCGAACUGGAAUGCUGACAGCCGCCUCCCACCCUCCGUGA
Closterium sp. Naga37s-1 is the source of this 975-nucleotide messenger RNA. The record is from the annotation of a GenBank genome assembly. NCBI's taxonomy places the organism in Eukaryota, Viridiplantae, Streptophyta, Zygnematophyceae, Desmidiales, Closteriaceae.